CCCCUAGUUGGUUCUGUUAGUACUUCCUCAUUGGAAGUGAGGAAGUGCCUAUUUUAUGUUUGGACAGUAAGCAACGUUUUCAGAAUAAAAUAAGGCGUAGCUACUGUUUAAAAGUCUGAAGAUGUCCAAACCGCCUCCCAAGCCAGCCAAACCAGGUCAGUAUUUUAUGAUACUACUGUACGUGAUAAUUAGCUAACAUUAGAUAACUAGUCUCCCGUCCCAUCAAGCAAGUGAAACCUACACAACUAGUGAGCGACCCAGCUAGUUAGCUAACGUUGGCUAGCCAAGAUGCUAGACCAGUUAUAUCCUUGAAGAAUUUGACAUUUCAAAUGUCAGUGUCUCUGUACUCUUCUCAUCGUGGUCUUUGUCGAUCGUUUUGUGCAAGUAUGGGGCCGCGAUGGUCUAACUUUACAAGCUAACUAAUGUGACUUCCCUAUUUCGAGGUCCCGUAGUUAUCUGGUUAGCCACACACAAAUACACAAUUGGUUGCAAUGCAUGUCAGGCAAUGGUUUCAAUUAUCAGAACUCUGGUUGCAGUCCCAUCCAAAACGGCUUCCAGAAUGUUGGAGUUGUUUGUUUUAGUUAAUAAUGUUAGACAUUUUAUAUAACUAGUUAGCUACAUUGCAGCUGUAAUUAUGUCUACUAGAAAUGCAAUGGUCUGCUUUGCUCUAUGGUGGUAACAUGCACAGAGCAGUUGACCCCCUGGCAUUGUAAAAACUCACUUGCGUUUUGUUUGUGUUUUUGUUUUGUUUCUGGUUAACACCUGUGCCUGCCUAAAGCUGCUUAGGUUCUCGAGACACACACUCUCAAAAGGGCAUUGAAUUAUCCAGGGGCUCGCCCAACACAUUACUAUACCUAGCCACCACGUCUUUAAAACAGCAACGUCUAAAGACACCGGGGAUGGCUGGUCAUUGUGUUAUUUAGAAACAUCUUUAAAAAUGUCCCUUGUAGAUUGUACCCUAUCAGCAUGGGUUCUGUCUGUUGUAAAUUACCGCUGCAUUGGAGCGGAGGCUCGGACUGUGAGGUCACGGGUCCAAAUUCCGAAAUGGACCUGGGGCUUUCUCACCCGGACCCGAUAUGCAUACAUUUGUAUUUAUUUAUUUAGAGACCUGUUCCAAACGGACCUGAAGACAACUAGACCCGUUCCGUAUAAACCAGGUCGGAUCCAGACUCGGUCCGAUCCGAGUGAGUAGCUUUUUUAAGCUACUUUAUUAACCGGAGCUGAUACAUCGUGAGAGGAGGGAGAGAGGUGCCGCUCUAGCAGGCGGGGGGAGGGGCCAUACUGUGAGCGAUCACACGAGGAGGAGGGAGGGAGAGACAACAACCAAGCCGUCUCGCGCUAUAGUAGACUAAUAGCUAGGUUAUUUAUAAUCAAAUAUGAUUACGUAGUACGUGUCUUGGACUGCAUCAAACUGGGACAAGAAGCUAGUUAAGCUAGCUAACUGAGGCUGCAGUGCAUGCGCUUUCUGAUCCUACAGUAACAAAUAACAACAACUCCAUUCUGAAUAUUAAGGAGCAGCCUGCCUACCUGAUGGCUCUUGGUCGUUGUAGCCUAUCCGUCUCCUUUAACUUUUAAUUCUGUCAUUUUAAUUCCAUCUUCCAUUGAUUAGAUAUCUCCUAAUUUUUGCCACACAUGGAGCUAGGCUCUGGCUGUAGCCUAUUGCAGCUUUGAUGACUUAUGUUUGGCCAACAACAAGCUACACAUGCCACACUCCACUCUCGUGAAAAGCAAGAGCAGCAGCAUAAAUGAUACAAUUUCUCUCGCUUUCUCUACUGCGGCAGUUGCGUUCGGAAAUGCACGGGCCCUUCCAGACAAGUUAGUUAAAAUUGCACAUACCCAAGACCCGUGACAAUCAUAUCAGAUCCAACCCAGAUCAGUGACAUUAUUUAGAAUUCUAGAUCUGGAUCGGGUCUCAGGUACAGGUGGAUCCAUGAGGACCUCUAGCUGAGAGUACUGUGGGCAGGCUAGUACAGUACAGGCCCCGUAGUUUUCACAGGGGCGGGAUGGGGCCUGUAGAACCACAGUCACAGAACAGAGCUGAACAGAGCAGGCUUUGUCUAUUAACUCAACUGCAGCAACUCACUGGAACACUGGAAUAGUGUGUGGCUCAGUUAGGGUGUAUGUAAAGAGAGGAAAUCUCUCAAGGCUUGCAUACACCGGUGUUUUCAAGUUCCCAACUGAUUCCCAUUCAAAGCAUUUUCUGCAUUUAGUGUUUCUUAUUGGACAAGUAGGCCUACAGGUAGCGAGCCCCUCCCUGUAACACUUUUUUCUUCUGUUUUGUGCCUAAUGUACAUAACCCUGAUUUCUCUGUGCCUAUGAACUAGUUUAGCUUUCUCUCAACACUACUCAGGUCACAUUCCACCCCUGGGAUUAAGACAAGGCAGUACAGUAUUUCUUCAGAGGCCCUCAGGUCCUGUAGCCUUGGGGUGUAUGGACGAGGGCCCAAUGUCUGUUCACUGAGGAUAGAUCUGAUAGAACAACAUCUGAAAAGUUGAAUCAUUAAAUUGUUUCUGUAGUUAGAAACCGAUAAGAUUAGCAUUCCUGCAACAUUAUUUUGGUGAAAUUUGAUCUCUGAGAAAUUAAGCUAAUUGUUUACUCGCUUUAUAUUUAAAUACUGUAUUAUUGACAUAGCUCAUCCAUAUAAAUACUGUAUUAUUGAUAUAGCUCAUCCAUAUAAAUACUGUAUUAUUGACAUAGCUCAUCCAUAUAAAUACUGCUGUACAUACCUUUUUUAGAUUGUUCAUACCGGACUCUGACAUUGCUCGUUCAUUUCUUGUUUCUUAUUUUAAAUGUGAUUAUUUGUGUAUUAGUAUUGUACUGUUAGAUAUUUACUGCACUGCUGGAGCUACACUGAACAAAAAUAGAAACACUACAUGUAAAGUGUUGGUCCCAUGUUUCAUGAGCUGAAAUAAAAACCAGAAAUGUUCCAUUCGCACAAAAAGCUUAUUUCUUUCAUUUUGUGCACAAAUUUGUUUACAUCCCUGUUAGUGAGCAUUUCUCCUUUGGCAAUAUAAUCCAUCCACCUGACAGGUGUUCCAUGGCCUGCAUACUCACCAGACAUGUCACCCAUUGAGCAUGUUUGGGAUGCUCUGGGUCGACGUGUAAGACAUUGUGUUCCAGUUCAUGCCAAUAUCCAGCAACUUCGCACAGCCAUUGAAGAGGAGUGGGACAUCAUUCCACAGGCCACAAUAAACAGCCUGAUCAACUCUAUGCAAAGGAGAUGUCGUACUGCAUGAGGCAAAUGGUGGUCACACCAGAUACUGACUGGUUUUCUGAUCCAUGCCCCUACUUUUCUUUUCAAGUGACCAACCGAUGAUUAUCUGUAUUCCCAGUGAUGUGAAAUCCAUAGAUUAGGGCCUAAUGAUUCAGAGGGGUUGGGUUAAAUGUGGAAGACACAUUUCAGUUGAAUGCAUUCAGUUGUACAACUGACUAAGUAUCUCCCUUUCCCUUUAAUGAAUUUAUUUCAAUUGACUGAUUUCCUUAUAUGAACUGUAACUGUAAAAUCUUUGAAAUUGUUGCAUGUUGCGUUUUAUAUUUUUGUUCAGUGUAGAAACAAGCAUUUCGCUGCACCUGCUUUAACAUCUGCUAAUCUGUGUACGUGACACAUAACGUUUGAUUUGAUUUAAUGUUUGUGAUAGUCUGGUCCCAGGUUUUUUUUGUGCUGUAUAGCCAACAAUGAACAGGCUGUGUGAUGCUCUGCGCUGCACAGUCAUUUACGUUAACACUCUUGCCCGUUUCCCUCUCUGUUCUCUCAUAGGCCAGGUCAAGGUGUUCCGAGCCAUGUUCAACUUUGACCCCCGAACGGUGAGUGUUUCUUGUCUUAAUGGUUGGUCUAGUCCCUCCACUCUGCCUCACACCAAUCCACAUUAAAGAUGGUGUUUGUUUUGAUUUUUGCUUUUCAGCCAGAUGAGCUCUACUUUGAAGAAGGAGACAUCUUGUAUAUCUCUGAUACGGUCAGUUACUGUUAGCAUCCCUUUCCCUCUGCCUGUCCACUUUUCUCCCUGUCUUUUAGUCCCUAGUAUCAUUUAUUCUGUCUGUCUCUGUUGCCCUCUCUCUGUUUUGUUCUGUUUUUCUGUUGUUUUUUCACUCUUCCUCCAUCUCCCUCUAAUUUUUCAUUUUUCUCUUGUCUUUCCCGUAUCCCAUUCUCUUUUUCUCUUUCUCUCUGCUGGUCUUUUCCCUCACCUCAGAGAUACUGGCUGCAAUAAUACAUUUCCAUUGGCUCUCAUUGCCUGUCUAUCAUCCUUAGAGUGACAGCAAUUGGUGGAAGGGGACCUGCAGGGGAAGGAACGGCCUCAUCCCAAGCAAUUAUGGUGAGUAAACAAACCAUAACACUUUGUGUGAUAAUGUGUGAUAUUGCAAGUGGCACGCAGAGAUUGACAUUAAGGGUUGCCCUAUUGCCAGGGGCAAGUGGCCAGGGCAGUCACACAAGUUGAGCCUGCUCUGUGGUUUCCCCAUAGGGCAGGUGAUAUUUUAUUUUACUGAUAACAAGCAAAAGGCAAAUAAUUCCAGUAGUCUGAUCUUUCUGGUUCCUCCUCUGUGUGUAGGUGAAAAUAGCCAGUGCUACUUUACAUUUUAAUCUCUCGGGCAACCAAAACAUACUUGUGACAUGGGUGAGUGCUUUCAGACCUUAAUGUUAGUGCCUGGCACGGUAAGGUGGACGUUGUAUCAAAAUACAGGUGCCCAUCCAUGUUGCUAAAUACAUUAUUCCAUUGACUUGUCUUUAGAUUGAGAAAGCAGGUUCUGUGUUUGAUCAUGUUGCCAUAACCUCUCUGUAGGCAUUGUAGGCAACCCUUAAAGGGAAACUUCAAAAUUGUUCAACUUCAUAUUCAUGAUCUCCAGCAGCACCCCAACAAAUGUGAAAAUGGCGCUUUUCUAUGUAUUUAUUGGGUAUUUUACCCCCUUUUUCUCCCCAAUUUCGUGGUAUCCAAUUGGUAGUUACAGUGCCCGCUUAACCCGGAAGGAAUGUGCCGGAGGAAACUCUGUACACCUGGCGACCGAGUCAGCGUGCACGCCACAGGAGUCGCUAGUGUGCAAUGGGACAAGAACAUCCCUGCCGGCCAAACCCUCCCCUACCCUGGACGGCGCUGGGCCAAUUGUGCGCUGCCCCAUGGGUCUCCCGGUCGCGGCCGGCUGCGACAGAGCCUGGACUCGAACCAGGAUCUCUAGUGGCACAGCUAGCACUGCGAUGCAGUGCCUUAGACCACUGCGCCACUCGGGAGGCCCAUGCCUACUCACAAUUGGUCAAAAUCACAUGAUGCACACCGACGAUGUCAUUCGAAACACUUAUCUUCGUCUAUCUUUUUUACCACAAAACAUAGAAAUGCACCAUUUUCACAUACUGUAUGUUGAUGUUGGGGUGGUGCUGGAGAUCAUGAAUAUGAAGUUGAAAAAUUGUGAAGUUUCCCUUUAAUAGCUCCAUCUCCUUACUAAGGCUUUCAUAGGAGCAUGGUGCUCUGUUGAAAUCCCAUUCUGAUUUCUGAUUUCCUCAACCUACAGUGGCCGAGCAGGCGGAGUCCAUUGACAACCCAAUGCAUGAGGCAGCUAAAAGAGGUGAGGGACCAAAAGAGGCCUGCUGCAUCACUCACACCACCAAUAAUCUUAAACUACUGUAUAGUCCUAUAACAAACUAUACAUUUUUCUUAAUAUUGACUGUUGUUUGUUUGCUCUACACUUUCUGUAACCUGUAUGAAUAUGAAUGGUGUGACUCUAGCUUUAUUUGCAUUGGGGUGUUUAUUUGUGUGUGUAUUUGCAUUAUUGCUUGUGUGUGUUUAUGUGACGCAGGGAAUCUGAGUUGGCUGAGGGAGUGUCUGGAGAACAAAGUGGGAAUUAAUGGACUGGACAAAGCUGGGAAUACUGCCCUCUACUGGGGAUGCCACGGAGGACACAAAGGUAACAGAUCAUCUACGACACACACACCACUGCUCUCAUUGACUGUAUACAGAAUGUACAGACACGUGCGCCAAAGCACACACACACACACUCAGCUUUUUUAUUGAAUGACACGGCAAAUGCAUGUCAGCCUGCAAACACACACACACACUGCAGUGAGAUGUAUGACAAUGUUGUGUUGUCAUUUUUGUGACAGAUGUGGUGGAGAUCUUGCUGGGGCAGUCUAACGUUGAGUUGAACCAGCAGGUGAGAAGAACAGUUUAACAUUUGUAAAAGGCUGUUUCAAACAAAUAUGGUUACAUUUUUUGUUAUUACAGACGCUUUUAUCCAGAGCGAUUUACAGGAGCAAUUAGGGUUAAGUACCUUGCUCAAGGGCACAACAACAGUUUUUAACCUAGUCGGCUCGGGUAUUCGAACCAGCAACUUUUCUGUUUUCUCCGCUAGGCUACCUGCUGGCCAACAUUGAUACAAUGUUUUUAAAGCCUGAUUGAUAGUAUUGAUAGCAUAUUGUAUUUAGACUCUAAAUGCUCUAAAGGCUCUAUUUAGGCUCUAAAAAUGAAAAAAAUCCAAUGAUUUACAUUGUUAAAUAAUGCAAAUAUGUGAGAACAAUAUACGUUGUGAAAAAUGUUUGCAUUUCGUCGUCAUAAUAAAUUAGGAAGUUGUUGUGGAAAUCUGCGGCGCUCAAGUCGACUACAAACCCCAUAAUGCAAUGCUCUCUAGAAAGGCUGGCUAGCUAGAAAAUGUAGCUACACACUAUAAUACCAAAGUCAAUAUCAGCAUGUGAAGUAAUUGGGUAGUUGUAAAGGCCCUGAAACAAACUGCACUAUGUAUUUAGGAGUUAGCCUACAAUAUCACCAUGUUCAACCUGGUUGAGAUUGCGUUUCUAGCUCAAAACUGUGUGUCGGGUUGAUAUGGCAACGGGCAAGGGUGAAGAGAGGAGAAAACCGCUUUUGCGCCAUGGUAGUUGAAGGAACAAAGGAUAUUAAUCUGACGACGCACUGUGUACUUUGAGGACAUUUGAACAAAAUGUAUACUUUGUCAUGAUGAUAUACACUGAUGGAUGUGUUCUAGACAAGUAUGCCCAUAACACCUAUUGGCUUAUUUGGUGAUCUGGAGUGCAGGUAAUUGUUCGUUAUCCCCUAUCUCCAGUGAUGAGAACAUUAUUAUCAUGAUGACGUAUCACGUCACAUUUAAAUUUAGGACUAGAUUACGUUUAGUCCUGAAAUUUAAAAAGGAUUUCAAUGGAGAUUCUCUAUUGAGCAUGCAUUUUAGUCCAGGACUAGGCUUAAUCUGUGUCUGGGAAUGGCCAUAUAUGAUGAGAAUUAUGCUAAGAUGUGGGUAUGGUGUUUGAUGUUUUGUUCCACUGCAGAAUAAACUGGGAGACACUGCGCUGCAUGCUGCCGCCUGGAAGGGAUACUCGGACAUAGUGGAGAUGUUACUGAAUAAGAGUGAGUCCAUCUACUUUCUGUUUCAUCUUUUUGUUGUUGUUGUGCUCUACCAAUUUCAUUUCCCAUCUCUGUGUGUAUGAGCCAGGGUUGGGGUAAAUUCACAUUGACGUUGGUCAAUUCAGAAAGUGAUAUGAAUUUGAAAUAUUAAAAUAAUGACACCAAAUACCUUCUCCUUUUCAAUUGAUUGAGAGUUCAGUUUACUUCCUGAAUUGACUGACUUCCAUUUCAAAUUGACCACAACCCUGGUAUGAGCAUGUCUGGUUAUUUGUGUGUUUCUCAUCUUUUAUCUUUGUGUGUAUUUCUGUCUUUUUGUUUCAGAUGCCAGGAUGGAUAUUAAGAACAACGAGAAGAAGCUGGCUCUGGAGAUGGCCACCAAUGCCCAGUGUGCCUCUCUCAUCAAGAGGAAACAAGGAGGCAGUGAGUCAUUUAGGCCAGAAGAUGGCAGCCUUACGCCAUCUUUGGUCAGUUUCCCGGACAUAGAUAAAAGCCCUAGUCCCAGGACUCAAAAGCACUUUCAAUGGAGAAUCUCUAUUGCACAUGCUUCUUAGUCCAGUACCAGGCUUAAUCUAUGUCCGGAAAACUGGCCCUUAUUGUCACACAGUCGAUCAGGUUCAUUGACUGUUCAUGAUCAUUUCUCAUUUAGGAGCGCUUUGGUGGUUAUUUUUCACCAUGUUCCUUUCUAGAUUUAACUUGUUAAGUAAGGAAUUUCACGCAUUUCAGUAAUACUAGUAAGAAUGCGAGAUGCCAAAGCAAAGAACUCCCAAUAAAGAACUGUCCAGUCCACACUGGAACAUAGUUGUACUUUUGCAGUCAUGAGAGGAAAUGUUUUAAUUCCAUUAAAUGUAAUUGAAUCUCCCAGCAAUGUUACUGGCCUCAGCUCUUAAUAAUAAAUAAUAAUAAUAUUAUUAUUACUACUUCCUAUUUGUUUUAUUACAGAUAUCACACGUACACACAGCAACGCCGAUGAGUACCUUGAUGACGAAGACUCUGACUGAUUCCCCCCUUCGGAGUGGGCUAUCUGAGGCCUGUCUCUCAUGGGGUGGGGGGAGUUUGGGG
Molecule: messenger RNA, 8393 nt
Organism: Coregonus sp. 'balchen'
Lineage: Eukaryota; Metazoa; Chordata; Actinopteri; Salmoniformes; Salmonidae
Source: the annotation of a GenBank genome assembly